Molecule: messenger RNA, 176 nt
Organism: Amoebophrya sp. A25
Lineage: Eukaryota; Dinophyceae; Syndiniales; Amoebophryaceae
Source: the annotation of a GenBank genome assembly
CGCAAGGGGUGAAGCCGCGUCUCCGGACAAAGACAGACCUGAUCUCAAAAACGAUGCCAACAUCAAUCGGAUUCCACCCGGUAUUAGGAAUCUCUUGAUGAAAACAGUCAGGGUGCUGGAACAGCAGGAACAACAAAGUGGUGAGAACACGACAGGAGAGCACCAGGCACAACAGG